AAAAGCAUCCCAACACAAACGCCCUGAGCACAGAGACUAGAGCAUGCAGCCAGCGAAAACCUGAAAUAUUGAAAUACAAAUCGUGAAUUAUUGAAAUAUUCUUUUUCAUUUUAUUGACAAUAAAGCAUGCUGAAUCGAAAAGUGAAAGACUGAUUGUGCUAUCACAAGCUGGUGAACCAAGGAGAGUCACGGAGUGCACAAGAAGAGACUCUAUGUAAAAAGCACAGCAAAAGACGCAGGAGGAAUACCUGAGCCCUCAGACAGAAGAGGCAUGAAUUUAAAUGACUUUGUGGUGCUUCCUUACAACAAGGCCAAAUCCAUCAAGCUCAAUGCCAGGAACCUGCAAGAUCUGCAGAUGGAGACAGUGACUCUGGCGAAGGAGAGCAAAGAGAUGGAGGAGAAACUGCAACAGCUGAAAGAGAGCAUGCGUAAAGAGAAGGAGGAGAGAAAGCAAUCUGGAGGAUUUAUUUGGAAGUCUGGACAAUGCGGUUCUUUAAACAGCAGUGUUCUAACAAACAGCACCACAAAAAACAAGGCGAACAGACUACAAAAGCUGACAGCAGGCAAGUUGAAGAUCCGAGUGCUGAAGGAUGAACCACUGACAGCCCCACCUCAGCCACUGCCUCCACCUCCACCCCCUACCACCGGUCUUCGGACGACAAGAAAAAACAGGUUGAGGGGACCAAACUGUGGACAAUGUGAAGUCAAGACUGCUGGACUGAUGUGUGCUGAAUGCACAGAGGACUACUGCAUUGGCUGCUUUACCAAAUUCCACCAGAAGGGGGCACUAAAGCUCCACAGAAUGAUCCCCAUUCAGACAGACUUACAGACCCACGUGAGCGCUCGAGAUGUUGGCAGCUACUUCCAGAGACAUAAUAACCCUGGCUCCCAUCCCAGUGCCAUUACAAAUCCUAUUCCUAGUCCCAAUUCCAAAGGAGAUCAGUGCCCAGAAACAGGAACAGCGGCUGUGGCUAAAUCUAUGCAAUUGCACCCUGAUCCCAGCCAGGUGUUGGCUGUGAAUCAUGGAGAGGAGAAAAAGGUGGAAAUGUGUGAAGAGGGGCCAAAAAAGGAGGAUGAGAGGGGAUUUCCCACCUCUCUUUUUAGAGGAGAAUACAAUGAGGAGGAGUCUGUGAGAUCUUUCCAGGAGGCUCUCAGACAGUGGAGAGGAGAGAAGAGUGAUGGAGCAGGAAAACCCAUGAGUGAGGAUGCGAUGUGGACACCUUUCCGACCAGUAUCAGUGUCAGCUAUGGCGACCCAGACUGACCUCACUCCAGACAGAGGAGCUGAAGGACGAGGAAGAGAAGGAGGAGAAGGGAGGGUACCUGUCAGGGUGGAGUUCACAGAAAACAGCCUUACCUACGUGGACAGAUUGCUUCUCAAGAAGCACCGCAGAACACCAAUCGAAACAUACUUGUUGGCCUUUGGUACAGAUUCAAAAUCACUACCUAACACAAACACUGAGGAGGAGACUACAAGCAGCCUAACAGCUCAGGAGGAGGAUUUUCGUCGCUACUGUGCAUCAUUGUUUGCAGUCCCUGUCAGCAGGGACAGGACUGACCCUCAGAUUCCUACACCUGAAUCGUGCCUCAUCAUAGAAGUCCUGGAUGAGAGAGACAGAGACAUCAAUGGAGUUUUUGUUUCUGAACAAAGGACAGACAACAACAGAAAGGUUCCCUCUGUUCAGCAGGUCCCCAGUAAGGGAAGAACACUGGUGCCCCUAACAGCCUUAACCAGUGGUGGGUCCUCAAGAGUCAGCCGCUCUUCUUCGAGUCCAACACAACCAUCCAGGCAGUCUAGAGCACCAGCACAACCGAAAGCAGCUCAAAAGCUCCAUCUAUCUAAGCCUCAGACUUCACAAGCAGAGCACUCAAUGAGAUCUUUGUCCUCUAAAAUCAAGCCAUCAGCAUGCCCCACUGCUGAGACUCCAAGGUCUUCAAAGACAUCAAUCAAGACACCAACCUCAACGUCACAAAAGCCUGAUUGCUCCCCAACUGUACAUAAAUCAAUACCUGACCAUGGAUCAUCACAACUUUUGUCCUGUCCCUCAUUACCACAUUCCCAAACUGAGAUCUCUAAAUCCUCACACGCCUCUCCUUUGGCUAGCACUAGACCCCCAAUCCCAGAAGAGCAUCUCUCCCCUUCUCCAUCCAUAUCCUUCUCUCUUAGGUCUACAUUCACAGUCUCACCAUCAAGCUCCACUGAGUCAGCCUUAUUGCCCAAAGUUUACCAAUCAACCCCAUUACAAAAAGCCUCAACAUCAUCUCUGUUACAAGAACAACGCCAAUCUUCCUCAUCACUGAAGCUUUCCCAGUCAGCCCCAAGCAAUCUGGAGUCCCCAAGGCAAUCUCAACAUUCCCUCUGUGACCCAGAGUCUCUCCUAUCAGAUAAUGAACUCCAGCUGCCUCUGUCACCUGUGUCUUCCAGUCCAAACCCACCACUGAAAAAUCUGGAGCCAAGUUCACCUGUAAAAACCCUGUCCAGUUCAUCUCUAUUUAACGAGUCCCCUUCAGAUGCAUAUUCUAUACAUAGGUCAACUCCAACACAUGAGGAUGCUCCACUUUUUAUGUCCACUACCCCCAUCUCUGGUGACCAUGAAUCAACUCGUUUACAUCAAGAUACGCAGUGUAUCCCAUCACAUUUCUUAAAUGUCAUCCAUAAUCCUCCUUUAGCUGUGAAAAUGGAAGAGGAGCUAUCAAUAGACAGUGGAGAUGAAAUGUCCAGUGAUAGCCUGGAUCUGGUUCCACAUGAGGAAGAGUCUUCAGACCAAGAAGCACAGGUGCACGGAUGUUUAACGAGUCCUACCAAAUCUCAUCAAGAAGAUUCCUUUGUUCCUGUAGAUGCAGAAAGAGAAAAAGAUGUGCAGACUGAUGAGCAAGAACAGCUGUCAGAACCGACCAUGGUGAUGCACAAGCAGAGCGCUGGGUCUGGAUCAGAGCAGUUCUGUGAUCUGGAUGCGUUUCCCCCUCUGGGUUUUGACAUGAAUUCUGGUCUCUCCGACACACCAGAACACACACACUGUGACUCACUGCACACAAGGCAAACUUCACCAUAUGAUUCAGAGCCAACAGGGUCAGAGGAUUAUGGGCCAAGCAGUAGCCUCGUUGCCUACACUGAGGAAAACCUGAUUUUCAGAAUGAUGAAGGACAACCACACACAGCCAACUGGAAUUCAGAUUCACUCAACCACACCCAUCGGGAGAGGAGAAAUAUCAGCAAAUGAACUAGGAACAUCUGGGUCAGGGUCUAACCCGUCUGACAAGUCCACACCAACUCUGUCUCACCUUCUAAGGAGGGUGCCUGUUGCCUGCAGCCUGUCCCAUCCCACGUUGGGCUCAGAAUCAGCGUUUCGUCCGUUGUCCCGGGCAGCCCAGGAGAUCAUGGAAAUCUGUAGUGUGGACCAGAAAGGCUGUGAGGACCCUGACCUUGACACUGACACAACUGCACACACACUCCACGGUCUGGAGCAGGAACUCAGACUCAUGGCCAAUGAAACAGGGAAGCAGGCUACAGUAUUUGGUACAGGAAACAGUGGAAGUCAAGAUCAACACGGAUAUCAUUGUUUCACACGGGGCAGAGUCAGCGAGGAACAAAAGGAUGAGGAGGCGGCUGCACAGAGAGACCGGCAGAGUGUCAUCUUACUACCCUGAGAUAUUUACACACCUAAACACACACACCUGCUUGUUAAAUAAGGCAAAAUAAGAAGUCAUGCACACAUAGAUACAUUAGAUUAUUUUAUGAGAGAAUAGCACAAGCAAAACCACACAAUGGCUGUAAUUUAAAUUGUGUUCACGUGGUGCAGAUGCCCCAAGGCUAAAUCUGCAUUACCUCUUGUGCAAAUAGAUGAAAAUAAAAAAUAAUAAAAUAUAAAUGCUUUAUUAAAACAUUGCUGGAUAUUGAUUUAAUGCUG
Messenger RNA from Siniperca chuatsi (mandarin fish), 3906 nucleotides. RefSeq names its product zinc finger, B-box domain containing (gene zbbx). Lineage: Eukaryota; Metazoa; Chordata; Actinopteri; Centrarchiformes; Sinipercidae. Gene Ontology annotation, cellular component: motile cilium. Gene Ontology annotation, biological process: cilium movement. The coding region runs from base 272 to 3646 and encodes 1124 amino acids. The transcript is spliced from 21 exons. Gene Ontology annotation, molecular function: zinc ion binding. The record is from RefSeq and is a predicted model, not a curated record.